UUUCAGAAAAAAGAACCUUUCCGUUAAAUUUUUACUGUCUCCUUCAUUUUAUCGAGCUUCUGCAUCUGCGAAAAAACUCAGUAAGAAAUAACAAUUCCCACAAAACAAAACCCUAUUUUCAAAAUUCGAUGAUGAGAGGUUCGAAGCGUUUCGCCGUAUCGGAACCAAACCAGACUAAUACCACCGAAACGACGUUUCGGAAUAAAAGAAUAAUGGAAGGAUCUCUCUUUGAUGUCCAUAGGGCCGAACCAUCCCAACAAUUGAUGAUGGCAACACCCCCAUUGGAUAUGAAACGGGCAGGGUCUUCCCAGCAGCAUGUGAGAGCUUUAAAUACCCAGUUUGCGAGCUGGGUUCAAACACAAUUAAAGAAUCACCCUGAUGAGAUUUGGGAAGAUGGUGUCAGAGAUUACUUAGAUCAUGCUACAGGCAUUAUGGAAAAAUUUAGUGAUGUUGUCAACUGGCUCAAAACAAAUGCCUCCAACAACCAACAACAACAACAACAACAACAACCACCAAGCCUUAUCCCACUAAAUGGGGUUGGCCUCAAAGCAAAUGCCACCAAGGCAGAAAUUUCUACUUCUGGUGCUGGUGCCGGUGCUUCUUUUGCUGGGGCCACCAAGGCAGAAAUUUCUACUUCCGGUGCUGGUGCCGGUGCUUCUUUUGCUGGGGCCACCAAGGCAGAAAUUUCUACUUCCGGUGCUGGUGCCGGUGCUUCUUUUGCUGGGAAAAUGUUUUUGCCCGAAGUAACAAACAAAGAAAAUAAGAUUUUUGGAGAAAAAACUGAAUCUCCUCCUGUCAAUACUACUACAAGUUUUGGUAGUUCAUGGAGCCCUGGAGUAUUUUCAAACAAUCAAAACAUUUUUGCCUUCGGAAAUCAAAGUUCUGCCCCUUCCAACUCCAAUCCUUCCAACUCCAAUCACAACGCUUCAGAUGACGUGGAUGCUGAAAAUGACGAAGAGCAGCCCAGCAGCCCAUCAGUGAAGAAGUCAGAAGAGACCGGUGUUGCAGUUGUACAUGAAGUGAAGUGCAAGCUUUAUGUGAAGUCAAGUGAUCCAACCGAUAAGGAUGUAUGGAAAGAUAGAGGAAUGGGCCAUUUGUCCAUUAAAUGCAAAGAGGGGGUUGCUAAGGCUACAAAAGAGUCCAAACCUACAAUCAUUGUUCGAAACGAGGUAGGAAAAAUUCUUCUCAAUGCCUUGUUGUAUCCUGGAAUCAAGACAAGUGCACAAAAGAACUCCCUUGUUGCGAUAUUUCAUACUUCGGGUAAUGAUGAUGGUGGAGAUAAUGAUAGUGUUGUUGCACGAACAUUUUUGAUCCGGAUGAAAACAGAAGAUGAUCGAAAUAAACUGGCUUCAACUAUUCAAGAAUAUGCUCCAGUAUCUUGACAGUUAUGAUUGUUGUGCCAUCCCAGGGCAGUCAAAAGACGCAGAAUACUAUGUCAUCUUCAUUUUUUCCCUUUCACAAAAGUUGAAUUUUCUAUAUUGGAACUUAUUUAAAGGCUGUUUGCUUAUGAAUCAUCGAGAAACACAUAGAUCAAUGUCAUUGAUGUUUAGUUGUCAAUGUGAUACAUGCAUUUCCUUGGACCCACAGUUCUACUUUUUCCAUACUAUAAGCAUGGCAAAUUUUGAGUGAAUUGGAUAA
This is a messenger RNA of Lathyrus oleraceus (garden pea), 1638 nucleotides long. RefSeq lists its product as uncharacterized. The transcript is spliced from 9 exons. Gene Ontology annotation, biological process: intracellular transport. NCBI's taxonomy places the organism in Eukaryota, Viridiplantae, Streptophyta, Magnoliopsida, Fabales, Fabaceae. The record is from RefSeq and is a predicted model, not a curated record. Bases 129 to 1382 code for a protein of 417 amino acids.